AUGGACCCCCUGUUCGUGGUCGACGCUCGGCACCAUGGAAAAGGACCGGUGGUGUUCGCGUGGCACCCGCAGGGCACCCUGCUCGCCACCUCGGGGUCGAACCGCAUGGUGCACAUCUUCACCUGCCACGGCCAGCUCCUCCACACCAUCAAGUCUCUGCCAACCACCAGCGCCUGCACUGCACUGGAGUGGGACCCGCUCGGGCUUUCCCUAGCGAUCGCCCAGGCUAACUCUUCGGUGGUGCUGCUGUGGUUCACCCGACAGUGGAAAACGAGAGCUGUCGACGUGGGAGUCAAGGACGUGACUUUCGUGAGCUGGUCCAAGACGGGGGACUACCUCGCCCUCGGCACCGGGAAGGGGACCAUGUGCAUAUAUCACCGCCGCACCAACGAAAAGAUGUGGGCGGCGGGCAAGCACAAGCGGCGAAUAAACUGCGGCGCGUGGAGCUACCAGAACCAGCUCGCGUACGGCAGCGACGACAAGCAGAUAUCGGUCACUUCCGAGACCGGGCAGAUCCAAGACCAGGUGAAGGUGAAGUGUCGGCCGCUGGACGUGGCCUUCGGCGGCAAGCAGGACCAGGACGAGUUCAUCGUGAGCGUCAACAUGGACGGCCGGACCAUCCUGCUCUACAACCUGCACGAUCAGGAGAACGCCCUCGAGCUGGCCUUUCAGACGAGGUACGGCAAGAUUCUAUCGUACCGGUGGUUCGGUGACGGUUACAUCAUGGCCGGCUUCACGUCGGGCUUCAUCGUUGUCAUCUCCACGCACGCCCACGAAAUAGGCCCCAAGGGAUGGUAUACCCCCCAAGAACAGCGGUACAAACUGAAAGGUUUAACUCCAAACGCGAUGGCAUCUGGGAUUCUAUCAAGCCCAGCUUAG
Molecule: messenger RNA, 879 nt
Organism: Ectocarpus siliculosus
Lineage: Eukaryota; Phaeophyceae; Ectocarpales; Ectocarpaceae
Source: the annotation of a GenBank genome assembly